Messenger RNA from Vespula pensylvanica (western yellowjacket), 1337 nucleotides. RefSeq lists its product as uncharacterized. Lineage: Eukaryota; Metazoa; Arthropoda; Insecta; Hymenoptera; Vespidae. Bases 296 to 955 code for a protein of 219 amino acids. The transcript is spliced from 3 exons. The record is from RefSeq and is a predicted model, not a curated record.
UCUAGUAUCGAUACGUCGUGCAUUUACUCACGAUCAUUCAGUCUGUUAAAAGUUUUUGUCGUUAUAAUUACGUUCUUUAAGUUUUUAACUCGCAGGAUCAUCUUCAUUGAUACUUUUUGUUAUCGUUUUUCGGUGUAAAAAAAAAGAAAAAAGAAAAAAUUAAUCAGGAUUUAUUAUAGUUGGAUAUAUUGAUCGAAUGUGCGCAGUAUUUGAUCGAGGACAUUCUAACAUGUUUCAUCUCUAACAAAUAUUGCCAAUAGUAUCUGUAUUAGCUGGUAUGUCACGUAACCGUUAGAUGACGCCUCUGGCCUGGUGGGUGUUGCUGGCGAUGCUCUUCGGCCACGCCAGGAUCGUCCCGGCAAGGACUUAUAUUUUCGAUAACGCAUGCGUAGUUUUCUGCCGCGCGGAGAACCUCUCGGUGAACGAGGACGAGGUCCACGUUAUUUCUCAGUUAGUCGAGGAAGGCCGUCGUGGCCGUGAAGUGGACGACCUCUUAAACAAGCUUUGUCUUGAAUCAGUAGAGAGCAGACAUUUUUGUCGUAAUAUUUUUAAAUAUCUUCGAGAUCGACAACGAUGCGAUUGCCGAACGAUUUCUCCUUCUUUGUCAUUGAACGAUCGAGAGAAAGAGAGUAUCGAUUGGUUACGAAUUUUAAACAAACUCUCCAACAAAUUUCAACGAUCGCAACAAGCAUCACAACAACAACAACAAAAACAAGAAGAACAAAGACAAGAAGAACAGCAUUUAAUGAUGGCGAAGAUGACGAUGACGAUGAACGGAAGAGAUAUAUCCAAGGACGAAAAUUUCGUUCCUCGCAUCUUGGACGUUAAUAAUCAACAAGCAAGCAGUGCACCUAAUCCUUCAGGCUCAGACGAGAUCGACUGGGAUAUGUGGUGCAUGGCUCAGUGCAACAUCGGCCACGGAGGAAGUGCCUGCAAUUGUGACAUCAUUCCUUGAAAUUGUUGGUUUUGUUUUUUCUUCCCUUUUUUUUCUACCUUCCUUCCUCUUUUUCUUCUCUUUUUUUUCCGUUUUUUUUUUGUUCUCUUCUUUUCGAUGACGAGCGAUGACGAACUCCUUUUCUUUUUAUUUUCUUUUUUUCUCUAUUAUUUUCGAUGAAUAACAACUACAGAACACGGCAAGUUUCUAUUUUGCCCAAUCGAGAGCCAGACGAAUUUACAUAUCUCCUAGAUGAUAUAUAGGCGUGUCUAGGUCAGUCAUGUACGAUCAUACGUGACCAUUAGAAUCUUAAUUGAGAACGAUGUUCUUCUAUAUACAUACACACAUAUAUAUAUAAACAUAUAUAUAUGUACAUAUAUAUAUACACACACAUACAUAUAUA